CUCAGGGAAACCCUAUCGGCCCGGAACCAAAGGGCGGCGGAGCGAGUUCGCAGCCGGAGCGGGACGGGAGGGGACUGCCCACCGGAAGUGCCCGGCGGAGGGUUCUUCUGCUGGAUGUGCCAGCCGGCUGGGGGCUGAGGCCGAGGGAGCCGCUGAGGUGCGGGCUCGGCGGGAUGGUCCGGAGCCGCUCCAGGUCCCCCCCGCGGAGGGAACGUAGGCGCUCUCGUUCUGCAUCCCGGGAGAGGGAGAGGAGGCGACGGGAGCGUUCGAGGUCCCGGGAGAGGGACAGGAGGAGGAGUCGUUCCCGUUCCCCACACAGGAGGCGAUCCAGGUCCCCAAGACGGCACAGAUCCAGCUCUUCUUCCCCGUCCCGGCAGAAGGAAAGGCGAGAUGAUGAAAAGAAAGAAAACAAAGACACCAAAAGCAAAGAGCAUCAGAUCACCGAAGAAGAUAUGGAAGGCAAAACAGAGGAGGAAAUUGAGAUGAUGAAAACGAUGGGAUUUGCAUCCUUUGACACAACAAAAGGAAAGAAAGUGGAUGGCUCUGUAAAUGCCUACGCUAUAAACGUGUCACAGAAGAGAAAGUACAGGCAGUACAUGAACAGAAAAGGCGGAUUCAACAGACCGUUGGAUUUUAUUGCUUGAUGUCUAGUCUUGUUACCUGUGAAGAAUGCCCUCUGGAGCAUGAAUGGUUAACAUUUUACUGUCUCGCUAUGACUUGUGUGUGCUGGGAUCUCAGAGACAGGAACUCAGCUUCUCACCGUAAAAUGAAAUCAGCUUAUUUAUGAGAGUCCAGAAACACUUGCUUUGCCUCCUAGGAAGAGGGUAAAAAUGAUGCUUUCUAGAAACGUUGGAUUUGAAUGUGUUCAGGCCUGUUUUGGUCCCUGUCAGGACUUUCCUGUUAGAUGUAUUUUUCAUUUCUUCUAUGAGUUUUUUUUUUAAUAACUAAAUAUUGUCAGUUACAAUAAAAAACGGUAUAUAUCUACUCCCACCCCAUAAUUAAAAUAUGAUGGUGUUGCUCAGGAAUAAAGCACCGGAGUGGAGGCUGUUGGAGAUAUGUCUAGGCAAUUAUUUGCCCGUCAAACAGAGGGAUAAAUCACUCUGAAGAUAAAUCUGGUUUAGGGUUUAAAACAGAAACAGGAUUAUUUUGAAAGUGUGCUCAUGGGAGAAUCUCAGGGAGCCAUGCUGUCUAUAAUGUUGAAAGAGAAUUGUUUUCCUAAUUUAAGAUCUCUUCUCCCCUCCCCCCCAUCCUUACUUUUCACUUAUCCCUUUUCUUACUAGUUAAUAAUAAAAGUUGUCCAGAACUACCGAGUAGGAUAGUAUAGCAUAGUGUCAAAGGGUUGCAGUGAGUUUACUUACUGUUUUGGCUUGGAAAAAUGUACCGUGUUGGAAUAGUCUUUAGUUUUCAUAUUUGUUUACAGAUUUCUUACUUAAAAUUCUUCUUGAGGCUGAUUCUUCUCUGAGCAAAGUUUGGAGGUAAAUCUGGGUUAUAUUAAAGACCCAGAAGUGAAACAUUUAAUGCCUUCUGCUUUCAUUGUUUAUUAUGCAUCUAGAUUAUUUUUAUAAACAACCUUUUCCAAAUGC
Messenger RNA from Mauremys reevesii (Reeves's turtle), 1583 nucleotides. It is a transcript of the gene SNRNP27, whose product is annotated as small nuclear ribonucleoprotein U4/U6.U5 subunit 27. Lineage: Eukaryota; Metazoa; Chordata; Testudines; Geoemydidae. The coding region runs from base 174 to 644 and encodes 156 amino acids. Gene Ontology annotation, cellular component: precatalytic spliceosome. The transcript is spliced from 6 exons. The record is from RefSeq and is a predicted model, not a curated record. Gene Ontology annotation, biological process: RNA splicing.